UUUGAAUAGGUACACAACCCUUGCAACCUUGAAGGUUACUUAAACCAAAACAAAUUUUCUGACAACUUUUUAUUAUUCGCAAAACCGGAGAAUAUUAUUUUAUAUUUUAAUUUAUCUGAAAUAUAAAACAAUGGAAGAGUUUCGCCAAUCGGAUAUUCCAUUUGAAGCUCUGAGCGGUCAUGAGCCAUCAAAGCACGUAAAGAUACCUCAGGAUAUAGCCAAAUGGCAACGAUCAGAAGCCUACUAUGACCUAUUGGGUUUUAUAAAUGCAGUCAGUUAUGCAAUUCAAGGAAAACGCAUUAAUGAUUCCACCAUUUACAUCUCACCUACAAUGAAGAAUGUGGUAGGCAUCUUCGAUAAACUGAAUAAGCUUGUUGAUGAAUCACCUCCAGUCGAUCAACCGACUCGUUUCGGAAACAAAGGCUACCGUGUUUGGGCUCGAAAAAUGCACCGCGAUAUAUUCGUAUUCCUGAAAGAAGCUCUGCCGCAAGAGAAGUGCGAUAUGUUCAGUGAACUGGGAGCAUAUUUGAGCGAGUCGUUUGGCAACUCAGUUCGCAUCGAUUAUGGAACGGGUCACGAGCUAUCUUUUAUAUUCUUCAUGUGUGCGCUGUUCAAGGCUGAAAUAUUCACGGAAGAAGACAGUAUAGCUUGCGCGCUACGCUUAUUUAACAGCUAUUUGAUAUUUGUUAGAAGGCUGCAAAAGGAGUACCAUUUAGAACCCGCCGGCAGUCAAGGAGUUUGGUCGCUUGACGAUUUUCAAUUUGUUCCGUUUAUUUGGGGUAGCGCUCAGUUGGCUUUUAAUAGUCCUUUCGAUCCUGCGCGCUUUCUUGAUGAAGAUAUAAUAAACGAGUACAAAGACGAGUAUUUGUUUAUCGGAUGCAUAGAUUACAUCAAUCAAGUGAAAACCGGACAUUUUGCGGAGCACUCUAAUCAGUUAUGGAGUAUUUCUGCAGUGCCCAGUUGGACGAAAAUAAACAGUGGAUUAGUGAAAAUGUACCAAAAGGAGAUUCUAUCCAAAUAUCCAAUUAUGCAGCACGCACUGUUUGGCAAAUUGUUAAAAUUUGAUCCCGUUACACCCGGAACAGCCCUACCUGUUGCGCGUCUGGGUUUUAUACAUCCAUCUUCUAUAAAAUCGUCUACUAGUUCGAGCGAAACUGGUUCACAAGUUUUGGAAACAGAGAAAUAUGAUAUUUCUAAUCAAAACUUGGUUAAAUCACCGAAACCUGCCGAGCAGGAUCAAGACUCAAAAGCUAAACCUACUCAGGCAGCCGAAAAUGCUGUAUAAACCAAAGCUAGUGUCGUGGCUUCAUUAAAGGCAUGAAGACAUAAUGGUAUUAUCAAUCGCACAGUUUUAUUGGAGAGUCUAAGUGAACGCUUUGUAUUGCAGUGCAACUGGAGAUGAGAAACAUUGGAAAGCGUUCCAAACUACAAACUGCAUUCACACACUAGAAGAACAUAUAAAUUUCAUAUGAAUAAUCGUUAAAUAUACAUUUAUUUACUCAUACAUAAGUAUGUAUACA
Messenger RNA from Zeugodacus cucurbitae (melon fly), 1520 nucleotides. It is a transcript of the gene Ptpa, whose product is annotated as serine/threonine-protein phosphatase 2A activator. The record is from RefSeq and is a predicted model, not a curated record. Lineage: Eukaryota; Metazoa; Arthropoda; Insecta; Diptera; Tephritidae. Gene Ontology annotation, molecular function: peptidyl-prolyl cis-trans isomerase activity; protein tyrosine phosphatase activator activity. Gene Ontology annotation, cellular component: protein phosphatase type 2A complex; cytoplasm; nucleus. Bases 131 to 1285 code for a protein of 384 amino acids. Gene Ontology annotation, biological process: mitotic spindle organization. The transcript has 5 exons.